AUGUCGGAUAAGAAGGUUCCGGCACUUGAGGUGCAACCUGAUAAGGAACUGUUCUUCAAAGUUCCCUUUACCGAAAUCGUCGUGUCCCAUGUCACCAUAACAAAUUACCAGGAUUUCAACAUAUCCUUCAAGAUUUUGUCAACUCGGCCUGAACGAUAUUUUCUUAAUAUUCAGGAUAAGGUGCUUAAACCUGGGUAUUAUUUGAAGGUCGAUGUAACCGUACUGCCAUUCGACUACCAGCAAUGGGAGGAAUUCGAUGAUGAGUUAAUUAUUCGGUGUAUUGUCCAACCGAAAGACCAGGAAGCGGAUCGAGCUGUAUGUGGCAGCUGUAUAAUUCUUGAUCUGCGUUCUACAGUACUCACUGAAAAGCAGACAAAGCCUAAUGAGGAUGUGCUAUUCUCAGUUAAGAAGGUGGACUGCAUGCUCAAGUACGUAUUCAAAUCGCCUGGAAUGCUCACGUCAUCUCAGUCAGAUUCCGGCUCACAUUGCAAAUAUGCCUCUUUAGAGUUGAUACUAGCUGAGCUGUUGGGAGUGCGCGAGGAUGUCAAAUUACUCAAGGUAAAUAUUUAUGAUAACAUUAUCUAUUAG
Dicrocoelium dendriticum is the source of this 588-nucleotide messenger RNA. The record is from the annotation of a GenBank genome assembly. NCBI's taxonomy places the organism in Eukaryota, Metazoa, Platyhelminthes, Trematoda, Plagiorchiida, Dicrocoeliidae.